UCCACGCCCCCAACCCUCACUCACUCAGGCAGCAACUCAACGUCAAACACAGAGCAGCUGCGGAUCUAUGGUCCUAUGUAAAACCGCGGAGAAAGGACUGUCAACCGAAAGAUCUUCUGAUAAACUAUCUAGCCAUACGUUAACGGUUACCGGUUUAUGUGUCAAAUGAGGAGAAAAGCUUAGCUUGUCACAACACAAGGCUUCAAGAAUAUUUUUUUUUCGUGGAUCCUGUCGAUUUUCAUUCAAGGGAAAGUCUGAGACCGAUCUGACAUCCCCUGGUGUGACAGAGAAGAGGGAACGGUCCCAGCCCUGACCAAGCUCUCCAAAACCUCCCUCAUGUGCUUUAUGUAUUGAUUUGUUGUUAAUAAAAAAUUAAAAAAUAAAAAAUAAAAAAUAAUUUAAAAAAAAACAAGCUCUCCAAAGACCCCCAAUGCAUUCCACUUGGCGACCACUCUCGCCCUCAGCAACAUGGAUGCAGAUGGGGAAAUGCUCAACAUUGAGUGUGAUCAUCAGUUGAAACUAAAGGAGGGCAGCUAUGCUCAGAAUGUGUGGCUGAACUUCUCCUCUCUGCCCUUUCUGGACCACUUUUUCUCUGACACAAGUCUCCUUGAGGUUUCAGAGUCGCUCCUGUCCCCUCUGCUACAGGCCUCGGCUGAACAGUACAACACAGUGCUUCUCUCCAGCCCUGGUUCCCUGUGCAACCUCUUGUUCCUCAACAAAAACCUGAAGAAUUCCCUGGCGGACUGUCCAGGUGCACAAGACAUGUAUUUUGUUCGCGUCACUGAACACAAUAGCCAAGGUGUGGUUCAGCAGCAGUGUCAGCUCAGUGGCUAUGGACCAGAUGGCUAUGAUAUCCCCCAGUCACCUACAAAACACUGCCAGGGGGAUCUCAUGUCCCAGUACAACCCUGCUGUCCCCACACCUGGCAUAGCGAGGCAGGAGGAGGGGGGCACCAUCAGCACAGACACAGCUCUAGCCCAGCCAUGGACCAAAAGGACUAGGAGCCAAGGCCAGGAGCAGCCUGUGACUGCAAUGGUGGAGGAGGCAGUGAGAGAGCAGACAUGGUGGCAUCUCUCCCAACAAGCAGCCCUGUUCGGACAGGCUGGACGGAUCCAGAGGAGGCUCCAGGCUCUGCUAGGGGACCACAUCUCUCGCCACUGCAUCUUCCAGCUGGAGGGUCUAAAGAAGAUGCAGGGCAGGGAGACCCCGGGUCCCCCCACACCCCCAGCUGACACCAAACCCUUUGAUACAGCCAUGGGGCAGAGACCGACAGGUACACAGAGCCACAGGACACAGGGGCCUGCCCUACUGCAAACCUUCUCAGUCCCAUCGUCUUCUAAAGACAUCCAGGAGUUUGCCAGCUAUGCCCAGGCUGUGCUGCGCACGGUGCAGGAGGCUGUAGACUCUGAUGCCACAGAGAGCAGCUCAGAUGAAGAAUUGGCGCCUGAGCAGAAAUGGGGGACCAGGUCUCAACCAGUUAGGCCUGGUUGUGAGUGGAGGUGGCAGAAGGAGAGGGCUGAGGCGGGCAGCAGAUGGACCUGGCUACAGCUGCGUGUGGCAGAGCUCGAGGGACGCAUCCAACAGCUGGAGGACCUGCACAAACAGAUCACCUUCACCAAGAGUGCCCAACUGAGCCAAAUCGUCAACAGCCUGAUGCCUCCUCUGAACCUCUCUCCCUCUUCCUCUCCAAUCUCUAAAGACUCCUGGAGGUGGAAAGGACAGACCAAGAGAGCCUUCAGCAGGGGCCUGCUCCUGGGAGGAUGUGACCCCUUCUCCCAGAAGGGACCCAAGAGGAGGAGAGUGAACCGCAGGAGGCCGCACUUCCUCCAAGUGGAUGCCACCUGUGUCUCAGCCCGUACACGACCCCUGGUGACCUAUCACAAACCUCGACUCUUCAUUAACACCACCCACAGACAGCAGGACUCAGCCUCCCUCUCCUCCUCCCUCUGUGCCACCUUUGUGUCCUGUGACCCCCUGGCCCUGUGUUCUGACCCAGCCUGUUCCUCCGGCAGCACCCUGAUCUCCAGGACCAGUGGCUUUAGGACACUCCCUGUUCUCCCUCUCUCCUCAGAUAGCCUUCUGUCCCACCACCUCCAGAACGCUGCCCUGCUCAGAGAGGACUGGGUCCAGCAACCUCUACUACCGGUCAAGACAGAGUCCAGUCAUGUCUACUACCACCACAGCUGUAUGGACAGGGGACACACUUCUCCAUCAGGGUUCAAUUGCAGCUACAAGCAGCAUGGGAGGAACCGGAGGGGAGUGGCCAGGGGUGUGUCACCUGUCAGAUGGGCGGGCUCUGCUCAGACCCCACACAGGAAGGCUUAUUGUGGAGAGGAAGAGGAGACACCCACAAGACCAUAGAAGGUACACUACAUGACAAAAAUGAGGAGGACCUCUUGUCUCAGCUGUCAGACCCUGAGGACAGUCCAGAUGAGAGCCUGGAGGAUGCUGUUACACCCCAGACCUCACACACACACAAACCGGUACCACACACACACACACACACAUUAUAGCUUCAAUACUGCCUGGCUACUUGUGUGCAUUAUAGCUCCAAUACUGCCUUCCAACUGUCGUGGAGAGUUUACAAAAACUUGUGAAUUCAAUAUAGGCUUUUAAUACGAACAUAUCAGAAGCCUAGAUUGUCCGCGGAACACACACUUUUCCAGAGCACUGGCUCUGUAUUUAUACACAUACAACAUAUGAGUCCAUACCACAUGCAAAUUAAGUUACUUCCCUCAGUCCAUCUGCCACCAUUAUCUUUCAAUCUGUGCUUCCUGCUUGUUCACACCCAAUAAUGCCCAUAUCUGCUUUCAGUUAAGUUAUAAUGGUGACAGGACCUCUUCAUGUCCCAAAAAGAAUACAUGCCCAUCUUAUCCUAUGGGCCCCUUAUGUUUAGCUUGGUGUGUUCUUUGGUAUGUCUGUCCUUAUUAGGACUAGUAGACUAAAUCAAAUCAAAUCAAAUUUAUUU
Molecule: messenger RNA, 2968 nt
Organism: Oncorhynchus kisutch (coho salmon)
Lineage: Eukaryota; Metazoa; Chordata; Actinopteri; Salmoniformes; Salmonidae
Gene: kansl1l
Product: KAT8 regulatory NSL complex subunit 1-like
Exons: 9
Coding region: 469-2361 (630 amino acids)
Cellular component (GO): NSL complex
Molecular function (GO): histone acetyltransferase binding
Source: RefSeq, a predicted model, not a curated record